AAUAUCUUAGAUACCAUUCUGAGAGAAAAAUCAUAAUUACUAUGUUCUGUCACGAAUGAGACUCGUGUGGACCACUCUCAUGUUUGUGGUUCAACUUCAUUUUUCUUCUUAAAUACAGUAACACAACCCUACACUUUCCUUGUCUUAACUCUCUUUCACUUCUACAUAUGGCAGAAGAAGCUCAAGAACUGCAACUUCACAUAAUAGAUGCUAAUGAAGCCAGAGAAACAUUUUCGUCGGAGGAAAAUAGCUUUCCGGAUCAAAUAAUGACCGAGUCAAUUAUGAUGAGAAGAAAAAGUAGAUAUUAUUUGAAGAUAGCCAUUUACGCUGUAUUUGUGUUGGUAGGGCAGUCAGCUGCAACACUUCUUGGAAGAUUGUAUUAUGAAAAAGGAGGAAAGAGUAAAUGGAUGGCAACAGUUGUUCAACUUGCUGGUUUUCCAAUUCUAUUACCAUAUUAUUUUUUCAUCUCAUCAACCAAAAAAAUCACCAUAAAUAAUAAAAAUAAUAACAUUAUUGAUCCAAUUCCAAAUCAAGCAUCUGUUUUCAUGCUAUCUUUUGUCUAUGUCUCACUUGGUCUCAUUGUUGGAUUUCUUUGUUACUUAUUUUCAUUUGGGCUGUUAUACCUACCUGUCUCUACUUUUACACUUAUUUGCUCAUCACAGUUAGGUUUCAAUGCUUUAUUUGCUUAUUUCCUGAAUUCACUCAAGCUCACACCUUGCAUAAUAAACUCCUUAGUCCUUCUAACAAUUUCUUCUUCCCUCCUUGUGUUCCAAAGUGAGUCAUCCAAUUCCACAAAUGUUUCAAAGAAUAUGUAUGUGAUUGGAUUCAUCUGCACUUUAGCUGCAUCUGCAGGCUACGGAUUGGUCCUUUCCCUUACACAACUAGCUUUCAAGAAGGUUGUGAAGAGUGAGAGUUUUAAAGCUGUUAUGGAUAUGAUAAUAUAUCAGUCAUUGGUAGCUACUUGUGUUCCUCUAGUAGGACUUUUCGCAAGUGGAGAGUGGAAUGGUAUACAGAAAGAAAUGGAAGAGUAUGAGUUGGGGAAAGCUUCUUAUGUGCUUGAUCUUGCAUUCACAGCAAUAGGUUGGCAAGUUUUUAAUAUUGGUUGUGUUGGACUUAUUUUUGAGUUUUCUUCUCUAUUUUCUCUUGCUAUUAGUGUAGUGGGUUUGCCUAUUGUUCCUAUACUAGCUGUGGUUUUCUUUCAAGACAAAAUGCAUGGGAUUAAAGCCAUUUCUAUGGUGCUAGCUGUUUGGGGCUUUAUAUCUUAUAUGUAUCAGCAGUAUUUGGAUGAGAGCAACGGCGAGGCGGGAAAGAGAGACACUCGUCACGUUACUAAAGGUACUUCACCUUUAGAAGUGGAUGAAAGAAGAGGGUGAUCACGGCCAUGAAGAACUAGUUUAAUAUGUAAAUUUAAAAAAAUUGAGUUGGUUCAUAUCAUUGGUUCGUUUUAUAUUGUUGUGAACCAUAUAUGAUUAGUUUGUAUAUUGGGUUAAGAACUCAAACCAACUUGAAUAAUGAUAAAUCAUGUCAUAUCAUUAGAAUCAGACAAAUUAAAAUUAAUAUAGAUGAUAAUGAUGUGUAGAUGUUGAAUGAUAUUAGAAAUAUUCCGGAA
This is a messenger RNA of Lathyrus oleraceus (garden pea), 1609 nucleotides long. Its product is annotated as purine permease 21. The transcript is spliced from 2 exons. Gene Ontology annotation, cellular component: membrane. Gene Ontology annotation, molecular function: purine nucleoside transmembrane transporter activity. The record is from RefSeq and is a predicted model, not a curated record. The coding region runs from base 168 to 1373 and encodes 401 amino acids. NCBI's taxonomy places the organism in Eukaryota, Viridiplantae, Streptophyta, Magnoliopsida, Fabales, Fabaceae.